AUGGAGUCAGAUGGGGAGGUGGUUGGAGAUUGGAAUACUUAUUGCGUUGCAGCAGAUCGGUGCUUGAAAGCUGGGAUAAUGGAAAUGGCGAUGACAAUGCUGAAGAAACUUGAGGGACAGAUAACUGAAAAAACAAAGAGUAUUGCAUUUGAUACUCUCCUGAAGUUGUAUGCCAGAAAAGGAAAUAAAGAUGAGUUGUAUCGUAUCUGGAAAUCUGACGAGAAAAGGGAUAAAAUCUACAAUAAGGGCUAUAUGAGCAUGAUAAGCUCGCUUUUGAUGUUGGAUGAUAUUGAAGCUGCCGAGAUGAUGUUUAAGGAGUGGGAAUCCAGGGGAUUAUCCUAUUAUUUCCGAGUUCCUAACAUAUUGAUUAAUGCAUAUUGCAGGAAUAAUCUUUUAGAGAAGGCUGGAUCCCUUAUAGAUCAUGCGAUGAUGAAAGGGAGUGAACCUUCAGCUGAUGCAUGGUAUUCUCUGGCAAGUGGGUAUCUUGAGGUUAAUCAAAUCCCCAUGGCUAAGGAAGCUAUGAAGAAAGCAAUCUUGGUGUGUCCGGGAUGGAAACCCAUCAAGGAAACUUUAGCUUCCUGUUUGGAUCAUUUGGAAGGGAAGGGAGAUCAGAACAAAGCUGAAGAGUUCAUAGAAUUACUGAGAACUGAGAAUGUUUUCUCUCCAGUUGCUCACAACAGAUUGCGGACGUAUAUUAAGGGUCUCAAAUCACAAUCUGAUGGGCUUCUGAUAGCAGGUAGCUUCAAAGCUGACACCAUGCAAUCCUCUGGUAUGAUUCUGGUGAGUGGUGGAGGAACCGUGUUAGCGGGGACAAUCCGAUGGCCUCUGAGGCUGCUUCUGGAGUUCUGCCGUGAUGUGGACGAUGCAUGGGAGGACUGGAGUAAGGGGUCGGCUUAUUUUGCAGUGCUAGAGUUUGGAAAUGGGCCAAAGGCCCGCCAUUGGUCUCUCUCUGCAUUUCCUUUCGCCUUCUUUUAUGCAGAAUUAGAGAAGAAGAUGAGUGACCAUGAUUUUGGAUACUGA
This is a messenger RNA of Populus trichocarpa (black cottonwood), 1020 nucleotides long. Its product is annotated as pentatricopeptide repeat-containing protein At2g20710, mitochondrial-like. Gene Ontology annotation, molecular function: protein binding. Gene Ontology annotation, cellular component: mitochondrion. Bases 1 to 1020 code for a protein of 339 amino acids. The record is from RefSeq and is a predicted model, not a curated record. The transcript is spliced from 3 exons. NCBI's taxonomy places the organism in Eukaryota, Viridiplantae, Streptophyta, Magnoliopsida, Malpighiales, Salicaceae.